Molecule: messenger RNA, 1690 nt
Organism: Coccomyxa subellipsoidea C-169
Lineage: Eukaryota; Viridiplantae; Chlorophyta; Trebouxiophyceae; Coccomyxaceae
Product: DUF547-domain-containing protein
Exons: 11
Coding region: 5-1690 (561 amino acids)
Source: RefSeq, a predicted model, not a curated record
CAGCAUGUCUUUGACGGCUCCUGUUGGCCGGACAAUUCUUACGCUGGGCAGGAGAUCUUGUCCCUGCACUUUUACACCAAAGCGUGCACAUAGGAGUCUUGGACUGUAUUGCUCUCCGUCACUGGCACCCUUUCGCCCAAAAAGAUUUCGGGAGGUGUUUGCAGGUUCACGACUACGGAUGCACCUUAGGAAAGCAUCAACCAUCAUGAGUGCAGCUUCAUCUACAGAGAUAGCAAUUAUCACAACCGUUGGAUGCCCAUACUGCAAGAAAAGCAAGGAGGCACUGCGCAACGCUGGACUGGCUUACAAGGAAUUUGAGUUGUCCACUGACCUUGAAGCGUUGAGGAAGGUCAAAGAAAUCACUAAAAGAGCAACCGUUCCUCAGGUCUUCAUUGGAGGAACAUUCAUUGGAGGCUCGGAGGAGCUUAUAUCUCUUAUAGACCAAGGAAAGAUACAGCAGGUCUUGGAAGAAAAUUUGGACCGACCAGGACUUCCAGACUCCCUGAGAGGCAUUGAGUCACAGGGACAAAGCAGAGCAUUGGUUCCUGGAGGACUGGACAAGGAAGAAUAUGACAGACUGCGACAACUGGCGCAGAUCCUGCGUCAGAAGCACAAAGAUGAAUUGAAACAAUCAAGGACUUUCACCCUGGCUGAAAUGUCACGCUGGUUGGCAUUGGAGAAGCAGGCUGAGACCCCGGAAGAUGCCAAGCAUACUGUGCAUAAACUUCUUUCGGCACAGAUCAUCACCCUCGCAAAUGGAGCUGCAUGGGACAGCUGGUCAGGGGCAGGGGAAGAACAAGAAUUUGCAUUUGUGGCUGACGCCCGGAAACCAACCCUGGGGGAGCCACUCAAUGCUCACUUCCAGUGGUAUGGAGAUGCUCGGAGCCCCUCUGAGGUUGGAGAAAACCUGCGGAUGAGGAUGCUGGCCUUGUAUGACAAGCAUCUUGCACCCGAUGGCCGCGCAGUGGACUACAAGGGCCUCGGGGCAGAUCCAGAGUUCACAGAUUUCAUUGAUGCCACUGCUGAGCUCCAGAAGGUCGAUGUGUCCCCAUUGAGCCGGGAGGAGAGAAUGGCGUUCUGGAUAAAUGUCUACAACAUUCUUGUGGUGCAUGCAAUGGUGGAGUUUGGGCCCGCCACAGGGACACUGCAACGCCUGGCAUGGUUUGCCAAGAUCAAUUACGUAGUGUGCGGCCUGCAGUACUCCUCAAAUGACAUUGAACACGGCGUCCUGCGAGGGAACAAACCAAGCCCGGCCAACCUUCUGUCCCUGCUUGGACUCUCACAGCUGGCUCCGCUGACCUUCAAAAGCAGUGACCCACGUCUUGCACAGGUCAUUGACCCUCCAGACCCCAGGAUACACUUCAGCCUUGUGUGUGGCGCGAAGAGCUGCCCUCCAAUAAAGGUGUACACCCCGGAAGCCUUGGAUGAUGGCCUUGAGUCUGCGGCCGCAUCCUUCAUUGAGAGUGAGGGUGAGGUACAGGUGAAUGUUGAGGCGCGCAAGCUCGUCCUUAGCAAGAUAUUCCAAUGGUAUGGCAAGGACUUUGGCUCAAAAGCAGAUCUUGUGGCGCUCCUUGUGCGCCAUAUGCCCACAGAGCAAAAGAAGCAGCUGGAGGGUCUCCUUGCAAGUGCAUCAGCUGAAGAGCUGAAGUUUGAAUUCAAGCCUUAUGACUGGAGCCAAAAUUCCAAGUAG